Molecule: messenger RNA, 1438 nt
Organism: Cuscuta epithymum
Lineage: Eukaryota; Viridiplantae; Streptophyta; Magnoliopsida; Solanales; Convolvulaceae
Source: the annotation of a GenBank genome assembly
GUGUAGACGGCUUACGGACCACGUCUCAUCUGGAAAUGAGAGUGGGGGGUCAACUGAGCUAGCAAAUCGGAACACCCCAACGCUCCCUCCUCUUCAAUUCCCCCAACAACGACUCCGUCCAAACCGAACUUAUUCCGGCGAACUCAUGACGACCGACGACCACAACAAGUCCGACGCCAAGGUCUGGAAGCUUUGGCCUUUCUGCCACUCCGGAACCUCAUCUUCAUCACCCUCUUCCACUCAGAACCUCAACUCUGCACGCCGUGACGGGGUUAGAUCCUCUACCUCGGCCACCUCUAUCUCUCUCUCUUCCGUUGCUAGAUCCUUCCUCCCUGCUCACCGUCGCCUGCGCCUCGAUCCAGCUAAUAAUCUAUAUUUUCCUUAUGAACCAGGAAAGCAGACGAGGAGUGCUGUUAGGAUUAAGAACAAUAGCAAAUCUUAUGUAGCUUUUAAGUGAUUCAAGUAUUCAACCAUAUGGUCCAUAUUAGAAAAAGGUGUUUAGUGGAAAAACAGUUGUGCUGUAUGUUCAUUGAAUGAGCAGUUGAGUAUACACUCUUAUAGAUUCCCCCCCCCCCUUUUCUAUUCAAGUUUCAAACAACAUCACCAAAGAGCUGUUAUAUGCGACCUCCGGGAGGUAUUCUUGUGCCUGGUGAAAACAUUAUUGUCACUGUCUUCAAAUUUGUGGAGCAUCCAGAGAAAAACGAAAAACCGCCCUUGGAUAAAAAAAGCAAGGUCAAGUUCAAGAUCUUGAGCUUGACAAUAAAAAAAGGUGCAGACUAUGUGCCAGAGCUGUUUGAAGAGCAAAAAGAUAAAGCAACUGUUGAGCGAGUUUUGAGAGUGGUUUUCCUGGACCCAGAACGCCCUUCUUCGGCACUGGAUAAGUUGAAGCGCCAGUUGGCCGAAGCUGAUGCUGCUACAGAAGCUUACAAGAAACCUGUGGUCGAUACAGGUCCAAAAGUUGUGGGAGAAGGUCUUGUAAUUGAUGAAUGGAAGGAGCGACGAGAAAAAUAUCUAGCGCGUCAACAAAUCGAAGAAGUGGAAUCAAAGUAGAAACCCGUUAAUCCAAAACCACCCAUUUUGUGCGACCCUUUGCUAAUGUGAUUGGAGAAGGGUAGUGUUCCGCAUAAUGUAUAGUUUGCAUAAUAAUGUGAUUUGGGAUUACUCCCUACUAUCUCAUGUGUGCUGAAAUGGAUCUUAUGAGCAAGAAUGAGCUUUUCUAGCACGUAGGUAUUCUUUUUGGAUAUUAGUACUCCCUUAAAAAAACCACAAUCAUGACUCACAUUUUUAUUUUCAAGAAUGCACCUGUAUGUUUGUAAUCAAAUGUGUAGUACAUUACAGACUGAUUCUGUACUCUGAGCUAGUGUAAGAUUGUCUUUAUUGAUUAAAUGAUUGUCCUGUUGAAAGUGACCUAAUUUUUGAAUAAAUUUCUUGUCUCGAG